CAGUGUACGAGGUGCUGGGGACUCGGCCACCUCUCUGCAGGCUGUACGAAGCCACCCCGGUGCCGUGUGUGCGCCGGCCGCCAUCUAGAAUCGGUGCACCGCGCUCGGUGCGCCAUGUUCGCGAAGGAGAAUCGCGCCACCUCAGACCCUUGCACUCACGUGCGCUGCAUGAACUGCCGUGGUCUCCACCACGCCGACUCCGACCAGUGCCCCAAACGCACCGCUUUCCGGAACGCUGGCCCCGCUCCGAACUCUUCUCUCGAGCGCCCCGUGCUGCUCGCUGCUGGCGACUCCGAUUACGACUUUAAUUUCCCCCCACCACCCCCCGUCUGCUCCCCUCCGUCACCACAAGGCAUGCCUGCACCGAAUAUGGGAUCCACAUGCCGGCGUAGCAACACUUAAAUGCAGGGGAUCAGUUUUUAUCCAGCCUGCUGCGUGGUAGGGUUCACCGCGCGUCACCCAUUCAUUCUGUUGAUUCCCUCAGUUCUUUCCCUCUGCCCCGACAUCUCUUUGGCUGCCAACUCACUCCACCCUUCAGCCCGCCGUUGUGCAAUUCACUAACCCUGGUCCAGCCGGCUCCCCCUCAAUGUUCAACUGGUCACCAUGCCCCGCACGCCACUUUGCCUCUGCGGUGAAUGAGGACUGUUUGGUGGGAGUAUCUUGGGGGUUCGAUUCCCCUUAAACAGUGUUUCUAACGAGUCAACGGACUGACCGCAGCGCCGUUUUCGAGUUUGGUUAGGCAUAUGCAUUUUGUUAGGUUAUCGGCGCUUGCGUGGUCCAUGACACAGCUUACCGGGCUUCGUGCCCUUCUACUAUACGCCUGCUCUGUUGCAUCCGUGGGGACCUGGUGUCCGUACGUUAAGCUUCUUCGCCCCCAGAUGCGUCUGGUCCUCCAUUGUUAC
Molecule: messenger RNA, 902 nt
Organism: Laetiporus sulphureus 93-53
Lineage: Eukaryota; Fungi; Basidiomycota; Agaricomycetes; Polyporales; Laetiporaceae
Exons: 3
Coding region: 115-402 (95 amino acids)
Source: RefSeq, a predicted model, not a curated record